Messenger RNA from Penicillium manginii, 1446 nucleotides. Its product is annotated as putative MFS transporter. Gene Ontology annotation, molecular function: transmembrane transporter activity. Gene Ontology annotation, biological process: transmembrane transport. The transcript has 4 exons. Lineage: Eukaryota; Fungi; Ascomycota; Eurotiomycetes; Eurotiales; Aspergillaceae. Gene Ontology annotation, cellular component: membrane. Bases 1 to 1446 code for a protein of 481 amino acids. The record is from RefSeq and is a predicted model, not a curated record.
AUGGGCGAAAAAGAGCCAGCAGCUCAAGCAGUAGACCGCGACGACGCGGUCGUCUACCUUGAGGAUCACCAUGUGAACGCGAAUGUCGAUCUUGCGGCGCUGCGACGAAAGAUUGAUCGUCGGUUGUUGCCGUACAUGUUUUGCUGCUAUGUUUUGCAGUUCUUGGAUAAGGUCAUGUUGAAUUAUGCGGCUGUUAUGGGAAUCAAAGCCCAACUUCAUCUCAAAGGAAACGAGUUCUCCAACACGGCAUCCUGGUUUUUCAUUGCGUAUCUCAUUGCAGAAGUACCGAAUGUUUAUUUCUUGCAAAAAGUCCCCGCGGCGAAAUGGCUCGGAGGCAAUGUGUUUUUCUGGGGCGUUGCGGCGGCAGCCUCCGCUGGCGCAAAGGACUACAAGACUUUACUCGCUGCGCGAAUCUUCUUGGGCAUCUUCGAGGCCACGAUCGGCCCUUCUUUGAUGCUAAUUAGCAGUCAGUAUUACACACGCAGCGAGCAGGCACCUCGCUUCACAUUUUGGUAUAUGGGACUAGGAGUCGCACAGAUACUUGGCGGCAUCAUCUCUUUUGCCUUCCAGCAUGUCCAGCAUGCCCAACUGGAAGGAUGGCGUAUCAUGUUCAUAGUGUUAGGUCUGAUAACCUCUAUUGUUGGAGCAUUGACGUUCUUCUUCAUCCCACGACACCCCAAUCAAAGCAAAGUGGCUGUCGGAGGAAGAGAAAGUCGCGCUCCUUCAACACGCGUGUGGAGCACAAAGAUCAACAUCGAACAAAUCGGCGAAGCUCUCAUCGACCCCCAACUGUGGCUCAUCACCUUGACAACGAUCCUCAUUUCUGUCUCCAGCGGCGUGGUGACAACGUACUCCGCAACCCUCAUCGCCGGCUUCGGCUUCACAGGACCCAUCUCCGCUCUCUUGAAUACACCCGGAGGUAUAGUGAGCAUCUUUUUCACGCUACUCGUCGGGUACGGAAUUCGCAAGACCUCCAACCGCUGGGCCUGGAACGUCCUAUGCACAAUUCCCGGAAUAAUAGGCGGCGGUCUGAUGUCAUUCCUCCCGAAAAGCAACACUGCAGGCGUUCUCAUUGGCAUCUACCUCGUCAACGCGAUCGUAGCCACCCUCCCAAUCCUUUACCAAUGGACCAUGGCAAAUACAGCCGGUCAUACGAAACGCGCCUUCGCAAGUGCCCUUGUCGCGGGCUCCUUUUCUGUGGGUAACAUUAUCGGCCCGCAGACUUUCCAAGCAAAAGACGCACCGGAUUAUCGGCCUGCGAAGAUUGCAGUUCUGGCAACUCAGGCUGCUGCUGCUUUUCUCUCGGUCGUGCUGUUUGCGUACUAUUUCUUCGUGAAUCGUCGCCGUGAUGAGCAUAAGGGGCAUGUUGAUGAUGGCAUGGUUGAUGAGACUAAGUGGGCUGGAUUAACGGAUAAGGAGAACCCCCAUUUCCGGUAUGCGUAUUAG